Messenger RNA from Gilbertella persicaria, 465 nucleotides. RefSeq lists its product as uncharacterized. Bases 1 to 465 code for a protein of 154 amino acids. The transcript has 2 exons. Lineage: Eukaryota; Fungi; Mucoromycota; Mucoromycetes; Mucorales; Choanephoraceae. The record is from RefSeq and is a predicted model, not a curated record.
AUGAUCAGUAGUCAAGAAAAUACUGAAUCGCUUUAUUUCUUGAAGCUAGAUGACUUAUCUCAUCAAAGCCUGGCCAUCACUUUUGGUCUGUUUAGCUACUGUGUUCAAGAAAACGACAAAAUACAACGUUCUGUAAACGAUGCUGUUAUGACUGUUCCCUUUGAAUUUGAGGUGAUUCAUUUGCUUAAUUCAACCUAUCCUCAAUUGUUUGCCGAUCAAAACACCAUUGAUACUGACCUUAAUUCUGGAGGAGAAGAAACAGUACCUCAUGAUCCCAAGAUGUAUGCUGCCUUUGUACUCUGUCUUAUGUCUUCUGGGACAUGUCUUGCUCUAAGCAUCUAUAAAUUUUUGGAAAGAAACAAGGUCCAUGGUUACCAGGAUAUUUAUUUUUCUCGAGGGUUUUUAACUCUAAGUGCAGCUCUAUUGGCCUUAUUGCUGAUCACCCUUUCUUCCACCAUGUAUUAG